This is a messenger RNA of Branchiostoma floridae (Florida lancelet), 2956 nucleotides long. Its product is annotated as protein SSXT-like. The coding region runs from base 101 to 1849 and encodes 582 amino acids. Lineage: Eukaryota; Metazoa; Chordata; Leptocardii; Amphioxiformes; Branchiostomatidae. The record is from RefSeq and is a predicted model, not a curated record. Gene Ontology annotation, molecular function: transcription coactivator activity. Gene Ontology annotation, cellular component: nucleus. Gene Ontology annotation, biological process: positive regulation of transcription by RNA polymerase II. The transcript has 11 exons.
UGCACCGUUCUAUGUGCAGAGAGGAAGAAGAGAGAAAGCCUUUGUUGUUGUGCAGAUCGCCCAUGUCCUAUUUUUUCCAGAGCUCCUGCACAACUCAACGAUGUCUGUAGCGUUCGUCUCGCACCGCCAACGGCCAAAAGAAUGGCCAAACCAGGCGUCCAUCCAAAAGUUGUUGGAUGAGAACAACCAACUGAUUCAAUGCAUUGUAGACUACCAGAACAAAGGCAAGGCAGCGGAGUGUGCCCAGUACCAACAGAUUCUACAUAGGAACCUGGUCUACUUAGCAACGAUAGCAGAUUCCAACAUGAACCUACAGUCACUUCUACAGACGCCGAACCAGAACCCUUCACCAAAUCCUGGAGGCAUGCCGCCAUCUUCCAUGAAUGGACCACCCCCUCCUGCCUCCCAGGGGGGUAACAUGGGCGGACCCAUGCCUCCUCCGCAGGGGGGUGAAAUGUCAGGGAACCAGGGGGGACCACCCAUGGUACCCCCCUCCUCUACACCAGGACCGGUGUCUUCAGCUAGUAACAACUUUAUGCCAGGUAAUAACCAGGGGCCAAAUCACAGCCAACCCAGCCAAAUGCCACCAGCUAGUAGCUAUGGUAACCAACAGCCAGGCUACAACCCACCCAUGUCAACUUCCAACCAGCAGCCAAUGAUGAACCAGCAGGGUAUGAAUAAUUAUAACCGUGGACCAAUGGGACAAGCUCCUCCAGCUGCCACAAAGCCAAACCCCAGCUCACAGCCGGGCUUACCGCCCCAGUCAGUCUCAGUGGGCACCACAGGUCACCUACAGCAGGCUGUGGGCAACGUUUUGGGCAAGUUGAUAAGGAUGCCGCCCGCUCACAGACUUACCAACGGGCAGCAAGUCUCACAACCUCAACCAAUGGGAGGCCAAGGUGUAAACACCUUCAGUCCACCCCCGGGACAACAACCAAUGGGGAGCCAGAAUAGUUACAGCAUUAGAGGACCAAUGGGACAGUCCUCCCCAAAUGGCAUGAACCAAGUCAUGCCCACAUCACAACAGCAGCCAAUGGGAAACCAGGGUGGUAGCACAUUCGGUACACCCCAGCAGCCAAUGGGGAACCAGAAUAGUUUCAGUAGGGGACCAAUGGCACAAGGACCUCCCAACAAUAUGCAGAAUAUGCAGCAAGGAAUGCCUCCACAAGGAAUGCCGCAGUCACAAGCGCAGCAGCAACAACCCCCCACCUCUCAGUACAACAUGGUACCGUCCGGCCCUCCCCAGGGAGGCUACAACUCCCAACAGCCGCCCAUGAGCCAGCAGAGCAUGAUGGGUAACCAGCCGCCGCCCAACAGCCAGCCCAAUGGCAUGAUGGGACAGCGACAGAUGCCGCCACAGUACCAAAGGCCUUCUCAGCAGCAAGGUUAUGACUCGUACGAUCAGUACGGGCCCGGGCAGCCCGGUCCAGGGCCCAACCAGCAGGACUAUUACAGUAGUCCUCAGGACCAGCCACAAUUCAAUAACCAACAGGACAUGGGACAGUAUUAUCACGAUGGUGGACAACAGCCAAACUACCCGCAACAGGCAAACUAUCCGCAACAGACACCGCCGCCUCCUCAACAACAACAACAGUACCCCAACCAGAGUCAGGCACCUGGUUAUAACCAACAAGGACAGCCCGGGUACGGGACUCCUUCUCAACAGAACUACGGACAACAGGGACCGCCACAGAACCAAUACGGCAACUACCCCCAAGGUCCUGGACCCCAGGGGCAGGGGCAACAGAGGUUCCAGCCGUACCCCCGCCCCCCUGCGCAACAGCCACCCCCUCCGCAAGGCUAUGGCGGUUUUAACCAAGGGGGGUACCAACAAGGUUAUCAGGGGUAGAGCUCAAUAGCAAAAUGCUACCCCGCUUUUGAUCUACAUGUACAUGUACCAAGCUGUAAAAGGGUACUAAUCUGUUUUCAUCUUCGUUUGACACCAAUCACCACCAAUUCAUCUGACAACAAAGGACAAAACCUUUCCUGACAAGUGCUUUAGACUGCUUCUGUCUUCAGUAUUUGCUGGUAUGUUUUUCUGUAAAAACAGGUAGGAAUGGGCCAAAGUUUCAAUGAAACAACAUGUAGAAAAAUAGCCUUUUUUCAACCACAGGAUGCUGGGCAGAAUGAAAAUGUAGAUGACUUCUCUGGGGGUUUGAAAAGUUGCAAAAAAAGAAAAUGUAAAACACCAGUAUACGACAUCAGUGUUUGACAGCCUAACUGCUGCCAUAUGCACCUAUAGCACAGGCGUGGUUGUAAGGAUUUGACGUUAUUUGUAUAUAAAGCAAUGUCUGUGUACGAUUAUUCAACACAAGGCAAAAUAUAGCUAUUCGAAUUUCACUCAAGAAAAUCCUCUGAACAUGUCCGUGUUAAACCUAAGGGUCAGACAUGUGCCCCUGUACCAAAGGAAGAAUGAUUGUUGUGUUCGUUGUUUAUUAUUUUCAACCAACUCUGUGAUAUGUCUAUGUUAUAUAAUAUACCCACAGAUAAGCUUGGUAUGACUGUGGUAUACAAAAAAUGAUUUAUUUUUGUGUUAAAGAUUGGAGGUUAUAAAAUGAGUUCGAAACGUCAUCAAGCAAGAUAGGUAACGUUGUAUCAUAAUUAAGUAAGCGUCACAGUAGAAAAGUAUUUUGGCUGACGAGUCUGGGAGUUCCUAAGGAUAUUUUCGACAGCGUUGUCUCGACCACUUAACAGUUUUUACUGAUUGGCCGAUGUUUGCAGGUUUCCGCACCUCGCCAAAUGUGAUAGGGUAGAUUUUCAGGUGAAAAAUACUUUGGACACGAGCCAUUUUGAAAAUACUAGUGAUCAACAGAUACAGUCAACGGUUGUCGUGAAUGUGACGCUGGCUUUAGUCACAGACUUAUAAAUAAAUAGCUCUACAUUCCAGUCUAGUUCCCAACAGGUUAUAAUAGUGAAGAUUUUAAAUGGUAGAUCCAUGCACAGUACAAAAGGAAAA